Leucoraja erinaceus (little skate) is the source of this 568-nucleotide messenger RNA. RefSeq names its product ribosomal protein L21 (gene rpl21). Lineage: Eukaryota; Metazoa; Chordata; Chondrichthyes; Rajiformes; Rajidae. Gene Ontology annotation, biological process: translation. The record is from RefSeq and is a predicted model, not a curated record. The coding region runs from base 53 to 535 and encodes 160 amino acids. Gene Ontology annotation, molecular function: structural constituent of ribosome. The transcript has 7 exons. Gene Ontology annotation, cellular component: ribosome; cytosolic large ribosomal subunit.
GUGUACAUGGGGCUUUCCGCCGAGCGGCGCCAUCUUGCAGUGAACGUCCAAGAUGACCAACACCAGGGGUAAAAGGAGGGGGACGCGAUACAUGUUCGCGAGGCCAUUCCGCAAACAUGGACCUGUUCCCCUUUCUACCUAUUUCAGUAUCUACAAGAAGGGAGAUAUUGUUGACAUCAAGGGCACGGGCACUGUUCAAAAGGGCAUGCCCCACAAAUGUUAUCAUGGGAAGACAGGAAGAAUUUAUAAUGUUACACAACAUGCUGUAGGCAUUAUUAUCAACAAGCAAGUCAAGGGCAAGAUUCUGGCCAAAAGAAUUAAUGUGCGUGUCGAGCACAUUAAACAUUCAAAGAGCAGAGACAGUUUUCUGCUUCGCGUGAAAGCGAAUGAACUGGCAAAGAAAGAGGCUAAGGAGAAAGGCACCUGGAUCGAUCUGAAACGCAAGCCUGCUGAGCCCAGGAAGGCACACUUUGUGCGGACAAAAGCGAACAAGCCGCAGCUGCUGGAGCCCAUUCCAUACGAGUUCAUGGCAUAAUUGUUAAAAUCAAAUAAAUGUCUUAUAACUCAA